CGUGUUUUGUUGUAGAGUUGGAGGAGGACUGUGUACAGCGCGGAUCAGCCAUGCUGAAGUGAAAGCGCACUUCGGGUUCCUUCUUCGUCCACCAUGAAACGGCGGAGCUUCAGGCAGCAGGAGAUCCGCGGGGUGAUCUGGGGGCUCUGAGUGUGUGUGUGUGGAGUGUGUGAGGUGUGUGUGAGGAGUGUGUGUGUGUAGAGUGUGUGUGAAGUUUAGUUGACCGAUGGCUCUGAGCUCAGGCUCCUGGCCGCACUCCGCUCCACCGGGCCCUUCCUCCACAGCGCUGCCCGGAUGUGAGGCCUCUCCGGCGGGCUGUAGCACCGUCCUCAUGUCGGUGAGGGUCUCCGUCUGCCACUCCGGGGUCCGGCCGCUGUGUCUGCCCGGCGCCAGCGACGAGGCGGUGCGGCUCCAGCUCAGCAUGGACCCGGGGAAGGCGGGGGAAUUCCGGCUGGCGCUCAGAGCCUGUGGCGGGGCAGCUGCUCCUCGAAGUGUGACCAUCGCUGAGUUUGACCUGAAGACGGUUCGAUACGAGGUUAAAACGCCGCAGAGCCACGAACUGAGCCUGGCCACGCCCCCUCACGACCGGAUCACCUUCAACUUCCGCUCCGAACAAGAAGCUCAGGCCUGGGCCACAGUGGUCAUGUCUUCCCUCCGCGAGGCUCAUCGAGUGGCCGUUGGUUCUCCUGCAGAAGACGGACAGCUCCCCCCCCAGCCUCUGGCUGCUCACAGCCCCGCCCUCCUGCCCAGCACAGUAGAGGAGCUGUGUCAGGAGCUGGUUCGGGCUAUAGAGGCGGGUGAUGGCCAGGCUGCGUCGGUAUGUGCUGAGUCUUUGGCUCGUCAGCAGAUGGCUCUGUCCAUUCAGCCCUCGCAGAAACACUACACACACUCAGAGAUCAGUUUGGCCGUGGUGGUGGAGGACGCCUCUUCUUCCUGUUGUGUCACUGUUAAAGUCUUCCCCCACACCACUAUAGCUGCUCUCAAACAGCAGGUUUUUACGGAGUACGGCUUCCACCCUCGGGUGCAGCGCUGGGUGAUCGGUCAGUGUCUGUGUGCUGAUCCGCGCUCUCUAGCGUCGUACGGCGUCCAGCGCGACGGGGACACGGCGUUUCUGUAUCUGGUGACGUCGAGGCAGGCGGGACUGAGCCGAGCGCUGGUCCAGCAGGAGCAGGAGAACGCCCUGCUCGCUCCAAACACACACACUGGAGACACGCAACAUGUAGCUAAUGGACCAGCAGCACCAUCAGCAUCAUCAGCAGCAUCAGCACACUGGAGAGCCUACAGCACACUGCCCAGCAGACUGCACCACACACAGCACAGCAACUCAGGGAGCAGUACGGGCGGAGCAGAGCGGUUAGGUCUGGGGGAAAUCCGUGAGCUGAUCAACCUGGAGAUGCCACAGCUGAACGAAGCUCUGGUGCCCAACAGAUCUAACACACAGCAGGGCUGGGCCUGUCCGUCCUGUACGUACAUUAAUAAGCCCACGCGUCCAGGCUGUGAGAUGUGCAGCGCUGACCGGCCAGAAAAUUACACUGUACCCGGAGGAUACAGACCAGACGCACUGGAGCUGCGGAGAAUCCAGCAGGAGAAAGAGGCUAUCAGACAGUAUCAGCAGGCACAAGAAGCAGAGCGCAGAGAGAACUACGCUCGGCUGGUACAGAUGGAUGGGCAGGAGCUGGUGCCGAACCCAGAGAGCGUGGAGUGCAGGAUCUGCUACCUGCAGCUCCAGCCAGGAGAGGGCGUCCUGCUGCGGGAGUGUCUUCACUGCUUCUGCAGAGAAUGCCUGCGUUCAGUGAUCCUGCUCUCCGAGGACCCUCAGGUGGCCUGUCCGUACCGAGACGAGGCGUACGCAUGUGACUGCGUCCUGCAGGAGCGAGAGAUCCGGGCUCUGGUUUCAGGUGAAGAGUACGAGCGCUGGCUGCAGAGGGGGCUGUCUGUAGCCGAGUCUCGCUGUGAGGGUAGUUAUCACUGCGCCACCACGGACUGCCCCGGCUGGUGUGUGUAUGAGGACACGGUCAACACCUUCCACUGCCCCGUCUGCACCAAACACAACUGCCUGCUCUGCAAGGCUAUUCAUGAAGGAAUGAACUGUAAACAGUACCAGGAUGAUCUGGCUGCUCGCGCCAUCAACGACACGGCAGCCCGGAGGACCCGGGACCUGCUGAAGACUCUGGUCAGGUCUGGUGAGGCGAUGCACUGUCCACAGUGUGGCAUCAUUGUGCAGAAGAAGGAGGGCUGUGAUUGGCUGCGCUGUACCGUCUGUCACACAGAGAUCUGCUGGGUCACCAGAGGCCCUCGCUGGGGUCCAGGGGGACCAGGAGAUACGAGCGGAGGCUGCCGGUGCAACGUGAACAAACAAAGAUGCCACCCAAAGUGCCAGAACUGCCACUGAUGGAGGGGAAGGAAAAAGAGAGGGAUGGGAGAAAGGGAGGGUAUCGGGGGGGGGAAAGAAGCCAAAGCUUAAACCAAAGCUGAACGUCUGUUACGUGACGGAUACACGAUUAAAGCAAUAGAACUGAAUGAAAUGCACUUUUCCACACACUGCACAUAUCCUCAGACCUACGUCUAUCUCCUGUUACACUUCUACUACACUGAUAUGAAGUAUUAACACACAUUAGUGCCUUUCCUCUGUGUGACUCUUCCUUAUCUCAGAACCACUAAAAAGAACCAUAGAACCAGACUGGGAUUUAUAUGCAUCCGUACGCGAUAUGGACAAAAGUAUUGGGAUACCCUCACUUUGGCCACUUUACACACUUUACAGUGUGAACUCAGGCAAUUUCAUAUUUUAUCUGCUCAACUUAAUUUAUUAUCGUAUUUUUCACACUAUAAGGUGCACUUAAAAUCCUUUAAUUCUCCCAAAAAUCAUCAGUGUGUCUUAUAAUCAGGUGCUCCUUAUGUAUGAAUUAUAUCAGUCAGGUAUUAAGGAGCAGUAAAGCCACUCGGCUAAAGUACAGAGUUAUACAGGAGUUUCACUUUAGCUCUCCAGAAGAAUUAGCAUUUGCUGCUCAACGUUCAGAGGUGAGUGUAUCGGACUGUAGCCUGCUGCUAACCCCGGCUAGCACUGCUGGAGCAGCAUUAGCAUUACCCGCUAACCAGUGCAGAGGUGAGUAUUAUUGGACUGUAGUUUGAGGGGCACUUAGUUUAGCACUGUCCGGCUGCAUUAGCCGCUAACCGCUAGUGGAAAUCUGGACUUUAAAUAAACGAAAGCGCUUUACUCACCCAAAGAAACCAUUUUCAGGAGAUAAAUCUGUGUAGAGUAACAUCCAGCACUCGUUUGACUUUAAAAGAAAAUGUGUUUUUUUUUUAGAUUGACAGUUUUGUUUACUUAAGAACUUAUUCCAUCGUUUUUCAUGUGGUCUCUAGUAUGAAUAAAUGCCAUAUGAGCUGUUUUUUGUUGAAAAAAGUGCUCCAGUGAUCCGGUAUAACGCUGCUUUAGUCCGGUGGAGGCGUGGGCUACUGCAGACAGUGGGGGUUGAGGAAGAGUUUCAUGUGCAGCAUCAUAAACAACUCAGAGCGACCUACUGUAUUUCAUAAACAACAAGAACAAGUGGAUUUUAGCGGAAGGACACCUUUAACUUAGCUUAGCUUUAUAGCUGAAUUAGAAGAAAAACAUAGCAAUGCCCCUGUUCCCUACUAGUAUCACAUAAUGUGACAUAUAAUCCAGUGCGUCUUCUAGUGCGACAAUUACGGUAAUAUACAUCAUUUCCUGCAUUUCAGACCUGCUACACAUUCCUAAUACAGUUAGCACCUGGCAAUUCAGGGCUAGUAAUUUGGUAAAAUAUUCUGAAAAACUAAAUUACAAUUUCAAACAGGUGAUGUCAACACAUGAUUUCAAUCAUAGGUUGGUAUAAAAUUAGUCAGUACACUUCUGUUAUACAUUGAGACCCAUCCAGGGACGUCCAAGCUUUUUCCAACAAGACAAUACAGUGCAAAACCACAUGCUGCACACAUUACAAAGGCAUGACUGUGGAGGAAGAGGGUAAUGGAGAAUUUUUGAAGUAGGGUACGCAUUCUUCUGCCGGUCUGAAAUGCAGGAAGGGAUGUAGUUUAACAAAUAAAAUUAGGUUGAUCAGACAAAACUUCUUACUGUCUGCGAUGAAAUAAUAAAUCAAAUUGUAUAAGCAUGUUGGUUAUAUCGUCGCUGUCCUAUGAAAAAAAAACGUAUCUCCAUUUUUGUUGAUUUUGAAUUUACUACAUAAUUUGAACAGACAAACUGUCCCUUACUAUGUGCUAAAAUUUCUUGAUGAACAAACCAAUAGAAAUACUUCAAAAUGAUCUGAAAUAAACUCUUUUUACAUUGACUUCCAUUGACAUUUUACAAGGUUUUUUCUCUCUCCUCUAAAGUUGCUGUUUUGGAGAUAAUUGUUUUUCAUUGGACAGUGACGAUAUGUUCUUUUCUGAUUGGGGCUGUAAAUCCACAGAUAUUAGUAUGGAGUUUGUCCCCCUUUGCAGCUCUAACAACUUCCACUAUUCUGGGAAAGCUUUCUAUAAGGUGUUGAAGCGUACCUGUGAGAGGUUUAGCUUGGCUUACAUUCAUCUUUUGUUCAAGUUAAUUUAUAUUAAAGGUAUAUGACAGAGUUGAAUUCAGGAAUCUGUGUUGAAAAUGCCUGUCGAUAAUGUCUUGCUACAAUUAAGUAAUAAUAUUUCCCUUUACUGGAACUAAGGAUCCUAUCAGCCCGUUAGCAUUAUCCCUCCUCCGCCAAACUUUACAGUUGGCACACAGUGCAGCCGGACAUGUUCUUCUAGCCAAACCAAGACUUAUCAGUCUAAUCAGUGGUUCAUCUUUUAGCAGGCAGCAGCUUGGAAUAAAACUAUGCCAUAAAGCUCCUGAUAUACAGAUUUUUUGCUGAUUUUAAUAUCACUUGAAGCAACCCUGUUUUUAGACAAUUAAUUGUUGAGUUGCUUUGGUUCUUAGACGCUUCCACAGUUUAAUACAAACCAAUUAUAGCUAACGGUGGAAUAUUAUCUAGAUCAGGGGUGUCCAAACUUUUUUUUAUUGGGGGCCAGAAGGAGAAAUAUAGUUAAAGUCACGGGCCACAGACUCUGUAAUAAAACAAAUAAUGAAAUAUAGCACUUUAAAUAAUACUUUUUUCCUGAUUAUUUCAUUUACACACCAUUUUACUUGACUAACUGUCUUUAUCUUUGACAGUGUUGCGUAAACUAAGAUUUAUCAAAUUGAUGUUUAAUUUCAUGAUGUCUCUUAAUAUUAAACUCCUUAAUUACGGCAACUUUUAGACUCUUUGGUCCGUUUUUUUUUUUUUGCUAGAAAUGCUCACUCUCUCCGCUUUUAGACUCUUUGGCCCGUUUUUCUGCGCUAGAAAUGCGCACCCUCUCCGCUUUUAGACUCUUUGGCCUGUUUUUCUGCGCUAGAAAUGCGCGCACUCUCCGCUUUUAGACUCUUUUGCCCGUUUUUCUGCGCUAGAAAUGCGCACCCUCUCCGCUUUUAGACUCUUUGGCCUGUUUUUCUGCGCUAGAAGUGCGCACUCUCUCCGCUUUUAGACUCUUUUACCCCGUUUUUCUGCGCUAGAAAUGCGCACCCUCUCCGCUUUUAGACUCUUUGCUCUGUUUUUCUGCGCUAGAAAUGCACACUCUCUCCGCUUUUGGACUCUUUUACCCAGUUUUUCUGCGCUAGAAAUGCGCACCCUCUCCGCUUUUAGACUCUUUGGCCCGUUUCUGACACCUAGUGUUCAAACUUUAAAUCUCACAUUAUAAAAACCUGCUUAACAGCGGGCCAACUUUCAUUCUAUAUCUAAAAUACCUCGCGGGCCGCUCCAAAAAAGGAAACGGGCCGCAAAUGGCCUGCGGGCCGUAGUUUGGACACCCCUGAUCUAGAUUAUCUGACUUGUUUCAGUGGCGCCAUCCUAUUACAGUAUUACAAUGGAGUUUAGUGAGCUCUUAAGCUCCACCCACUCUGGACUGAAUGAAACACCUGAAUUCAGUGAUUAAGAGGCGUGUCCCAAUACUUUUAUCCAUAUAGACCUGUUCACACCUGAUGACUGACAAAACAUAUUGCCAUAUUCACACCUAGCAUUUUUAAUAUAUCUCCUGUGAUCGGAUUGCUUGUGAUUAGAUUUCUGGGAAAAGGAGAUGGACAGAGUCCUCGGUUUGAAUCCAGGUGAUGCGGCUAGCUUCAUUGUGUUCUAGCCACGAGUAUCACCUUUAUCCAUUAGCUUGUUAUUGUAGCAUGCUCAGCUAACUACUCCAGACGGUGGACGGUGUGUUUAGGUAGGUGCAAUAACAGGAUUCAUGUGGGCGGAGCUUAGCUGUCAGGUACACGUUACAUAGAACCCUUAACUAGACCUUCUGUUCUACACCAGAUCUCACAACUAUGAUCUCCCAGUCUCUUCAGAGACAGCUUUAACCAGAGCUACACAACUGAAGAUUUAGAAAUAUGGAAGAGAUUCCAGUGAGAUUCCUCCUCAGAGCUCCUCAGGAUGACUGGGUUUAACCCUAUUUUGUGCCUUAUGGUGUAUCAGCGAGUCGAGGAUUAUGUCUAUUUUUACUGUAGAUAUUUUUGUAGCACUUCCUAAUAUGACAUUAUUUCUAAUAAUUUAAUGUAAACCUUAAGCUUAUGUGAUUUAACAAGCUGAAAAUAAAGGUGGACAACAUGAA
Molecule: messenger RNA, 6612 nt
Organism: Astyanax mexicanus (Mexican tetra)
Lineage: Eukaryota; Metazoa; Chordata; Actinopteri; Characiformes; Acestrorhamphidae
Gene: shrprbck1r
Product: sharpin and rbck1 related
Exons: 14
Coding region: 227-2392 (721 amino acids)
Biological process (GO): proteasome-mediated ubiquitin-dependent protein catabolic process; positive regulation of canonical NF-kappaB signal transduction; protein linear polyubiquitination
Cellular component (GO): LUBAC complex
Molecular function (GO): ubiquitin binding; ubiquitin-protein transferase activity
Source: RefSeq, a predicted model, not a curated record